CAUGAUCCUCCUCGGGACUGUGCUCGCGCUUCUCUUCUCAGGUGUGUUGCCAUUAUCAGCACCAGUCUUCCCCUUCCGUCCCUCCCCCAUUGACUGUGUUGAAGCCCAUCGAGUGUGCUCCGCUGAUCCACGGUGCGAGGCGCUAUACCGGGGCUUGGAUCUGUGUGCGGCCGAUGCAGCGAUGUCCCCACUGGGGGAGCAGGUGGCUGCUGAGUGCCUGGAGAGACAGGAUGCUCUGCUGGCUAAACACCCCGCUCUCUUGGCCUGCAAGUGCCAGCGCGGACAUCGCAGGGAGGAGCAGUGCUUGCGCAUAUACUGGCGGGUUCGCCUGCUGCCAGGGGAAGAUGAGCUGGACAUAUCUCCCUAUGAUGAUACACUAAUUGAUACUCGCAUGGCCUCUUUAGUGGCAGCCUCAUCUUUCAUGCAACUAGAUGGUGAGAACCAGUGCUUGAAGGCAGCACAGGACUGCGGCUUGUAUGAGAAGUGUGGCUCUCUGCGAUCCGAGUAUGUUUUAGCCUGCACCAAACGGGUACCCGCGACCACCAGAUGCAACCAGCACAAGUGUCACCGGGCCUUGCGGCGCUUUCUGGAGCGGGUGCCUGAGGAGUACAGCCUGGGUGUCCUGUUCUGCCCCUGCACCAACACCCUAUGUGGUGAGAGGAGGAGGAAAACCAUUGUACCCUCCUGCUCCUAUCAGGAGAUGGAGGGUCUGCAACCUAACUGCCUCCACCAGCAGAGCUUCUGCCGCCGAGAUGACCUCUGCAGGUCCAGACUGGCUGAUUUCGUUUAUAACUGCCAGCCAUCUACUCUGUCGGCCACCGGCUGUCUGAAGGACUCAGCAGGCCUGUGCCUCCGAGCCUACGCUGGACUUAUUGGAACCAUCAUGACCCCCAAUUACAUCAGCAACAACUCUGCAGACGUGUCACUGUGGUGCAACUGUGAAGGCAGUGGCAACCAGUGGCAAGACUGUCUGAGACUGCAGCGCAUGUUCACCCACAACAGCUGUCUGCGUAACUCUAUCAGUUGGAUGGGGAGCCCCGGCACCCUGCCUGCAGACAUCACCCCCCCUCCUGCUCCCAGGCCCUCCCCGCUGGUUCAGGAGGAUGAGCUGCUGAGCAACAACCACCUGCCUGAGCACAACAACAUCGUGGUGGAGAGUGAGGAAGAGGAAGAGCUGACGCAAACGGAGGAGGAGACCGAUGAAGGUGGCCAGUUUGACGUCAUCCCGCUGUACUCCGAGAAGGCCACCGUCUCCAACCUGGGCUCCUCUGGGACAGGUGGGGCUGCAUCCCUCAACACUGGCCCUCCUAAAGUCAUACUACUGCUCCUCCUGCUCCUGUCUGCCUCCCUCAGCUGGGGCUAGAACAGAGGAGUUAGAGAAGACACACA
Messenger RNA from Plectropomus leopardus (leopard coralgrouper), 1389 nucleotides. It is a transcript of the gene gfra3, whose product is annotated as GDNF family receptor alpha 3. Gene Ontology annotation, molecular function: signaling receptor activity. NCBI's taxonomy places the organism in Eukaryota, Metazoa, Chordata, Actinopteri, Perciformes, Serranidae. Gene Ontology annotation, cellular component: signaling receptor complex; external side of plasma membrane. The record is from RefSeq and is a predicted model, not a curated record. Gene Ontology annotation, biological process: nervous system development.